AUGGCUCGCGAAUAUCUAAACUCGGAUUGGUUACCGUUUACCAAAGUCACGGUUUAUGCUUCGACGCAAAAAUAUGUGCUUUCAAUGGCUUGCAAGUUACUUUUAGGCUUAGAAUAUCCUGGUGAAGUAGGGAUAGUUUCUGAGCUCUUCAAACGUACGAUGCCGGGAUUAUUAGCCGUGCUGAUUAAUUUACCAGGGACACCUUUUAAUCGUUCAAUUAAAGAAGGGAAAAAGCUGAAAUUGGAGCUGUUGAAGAUUGUGGAGGCUAGGAAAAAGAUGAUUCCAAAGUUGAAGGAAAGGGAAAAGGCUGGAUCAGGUUUUGUGGACAUACUGUCUCGAAUGUUGUUGGAGGGAAAAGCCCAUUUCAAGUCAGACAUGGAAAUCGUCAAUAAUCUUAUCAGCUUUUUACUUUCAAGUUAUGAAGGGAUCACAGCCGCCAUCACCACCUUCAAGUACCUCUCUGAGCUUCCUCAAGUGUAUGAUGCUCUUUACAGAGAACAUAGGAACAUUGCCAAAUCCAAAUCUCCGCAAGAGAAGUUGAAUUGGGAAGAUGUGCAACAGAUGAAAUACUCUUGGAAUGUGAUAUGUGAAGCAAUGAGGCUAAUACCUCCUACCUUUGGGACUUUCAGAGAGGCCAAAAUUGACCUCAACUUUGCAGGCUACACAAUUCCAAAAGGAUGGAAGAUUCUUUGGAGUCCAUUUACAUCAAACAAAGAUCCUAAGUGUUUCCAGAACCCGGAGACUUUUGAUCCCGAAAGAUAUGAUCGAGACGGGUUGCUACCAAGCAGCUAUGUGCCUUUUGGUGGAGGGACUCAAAUGUGUCCUGGAAAGGACUUCGCCAAAUUUGUUAUGCUCGUAUUCACGUAUAAUGUAGUGUCAAAAUUUAGAUUCAGAAAACGAAUUCCUGAUGAAAAGAUAAUAUAUCUCCCAGGUCCUAGGCCUGAGAAGGAUCUUCCCGUCCUACUCCAACAGCAUCAGCAUCACGAGUAG
Messenger RNA from Oldenlandia corymbosa var. corymbosa, 990 nucleotides. The record is from the annotation of a GenBank genome assembly. NCBI's taxonomy places the organism in Eukaryota, Viridiplantae, Streptophyta, Magnoliopsida, Gentianales, Rubiaceae.